AGCAGACAGAAAAGUUUUUGAGUUGGGAACACUGAAUUAUAGUGAAUGUCAAAAUGUCAAUCUAGUCCGCGAUCAAUAAAUAUAAUGUUUAUCAAGAACUACCGUAUUAUUAUUUUCCCCGUUUGAUAGUGUUCGCUUUAGUCACCGAACGUGACCUCGUAAAUUGUGCGUAGUGGUAUUUGUGUUUGUUUUUUUUUCGUCUUGAAAUAGUAAUUAUUGUGGUGUCAACGUUGAUCUCACUGAUAUAACAAUGUCUCUAAAUAAGCUCGUUGGGGGUGACUGUGGUGGAAAUAAUUCGCUCGUUCAAUUGUCAAAUAUUGUGAGCCGUGAUGCCCCUCAAUCAUUAUCGCAAGCAGAUAGAUUUGUUAAUGAAUUCGUCGCUCAAAACUCACAAAUGCCACAAACCUUCAAUAUGAAUGCUCUUCUUAAAAAUAUCCCUGAAGUUGAAAAAAUUUCCAAAAGUUCUCGAAUACCAUCAGGAAAUCAAAUAUCAAAUAUAAGGUCCAAUGCACAAUCUGCAUGGUUACCAGGUCCAUCCACUAUAUUAACAGGACCGACUAUGAUGAGACAAUUUCAUGCAAUGCAGCUUCCCAUGCACAUGCCUCAGACAUCUAAUGUACAAAUACAGUAUAUUAAUGAAUCUGAAAUUGAAGCUACUGCUGAUCCUGAUGUUCGUGCUAAGGCUCAAGAAUAUGUUAACAGUGUUAAGGAAGAUGAUGAGCAUGCAUAUAAUCAAUUUAUGUCAUUUAUGAAAAGAGUAAGUGCGGGUGAGCUCAACUUAGGUGAUACAUCAGAAAGUGAACAGAGAAACUUGAGUCGGGAUGCCAUUGUUGAUGAAAUGGCUGAAAAAUUCAAAGAUGAGUGGUCAAAACUCAGUGAUGUGAAUGAUUAUUGGAAUACUGAGAGUGCUAAUGGAAUUGCAGAAGAGUAUGCGUUUACUGAAGGGAAUGUGAUGUUAGAAAAUAAAAGUGCUUUAGAAUUAGGUAAGGAAAGAUUAAAAAUGGGUGAUGUACCAGGAGCAGUGUUAUGCUUUGAAGCUGCUGCUCAACAACAGCCAGAUUCAGCUGAGGCAUGGUUUUUACUUGGAACAACUCAGGCAGAAAAUGAACAAGACCCUCUUGCUAUAACGGCUUUGAAGAAAUCUCUUGCAAUUGAUCCACGCCAAUUGGAAGCAUACAUUACAUUAGCUGCAGCUUACACCAAUGAAAAUAUGCCCAAAUUUGCAUAUUUAGCAUUAGCUAAUUGGCUAAAAGGUAGUCCUAAAUAUAGUGACUUGUAUCCUCAAGAUAUGAAUCCUGAAGAAAUGAAUUUAAAGCAAUUAGAGGCAUAUGUGAUGUCUUUAUAUUUAAAGGCAGCACAAUUAAAUCCUACACAAAUUGACCCAGAUAUUCAAAAUGCUCUGGGUGUCAUCUUUAAUGCUAAUCAGGAGUAUGAUAAAGCUGUUGAUUGUUUCAAAACGGCCCUAAUGGUUGCACCUGAAAAUGCAAAACUGUGGAAUAGACUUGGAGCAACUUUAGCUAACAGUGAAAGAUCAGAAGAGGCGGUUGAUGCUUACCAACAAGCCCUACACUUGGAACCAGGAUUCAUCAGAGCAAGAUACAAUGUAGGAAUCACAUGUAUGAACUUAAAAGCACACAAAGAAGCAGCUGAACAUUUUUUGGUUGCACUAAAUCAGCAAUAUAAGGCAAAGGAUAUGUAUCCUGAUACUUCAUCAGUGGACACUAGUUCAUCAACCAUAUGGACUACCCUGAGGAUGGUUUGUUCAUAUAUGGGUGAACAUGAUGCUGCCAAAUUAGUUGAUGAGAGGAAUUUGACUGAACUCAAUAAGUUCUUCAGUGUUGACGCAUAAGAAUUACUUUGUUAUUGUCUAAAGUAAAGAAAGCUCACUUCAAUGAGUAAAAAUUUCAUAUCUUUAUAUGCAUACAUAUACAGAUAAAACAGAUUGUUUUACAUUAAAAUUAAAUCCCAUUCAGGAAUUAUUUUAUUUAAGAAUUUUGUAUGGUUAUUUUUAUCAGGUGACUAUUAAAACAUAAUCAUUAUAUUUGACAUUUGGUGGUUGUCUUUAUCAACUUGGGGCUUGGUGUAAUAAAAUUAAUUAUCAACUAGUUAUAUAAGAUUCAGUUAACAUAGAUGCAUUUGAAAUAAUUAUAUUUAAGAUUUUUUUUUUAUAUAUUUUUUAUUAUAUAUACUUAAUUCUCAAAAUGUUAAACUUGCAAAACUUUAAGUAACAUAAAUUAUUAUUAUA
Molecule: messenger RNA, 2245 nt
Organism: Zerene cesonia (dogface butterfly)
Lineage: Eukaryota; Metazoa; Arthropoda; Insecta; Lepidoptera; Pieridae
Gene: Pex5
Product: peroxisomal targeting signal 1 receptor
Exons: 1
Coding region: 251-1849 (532 amino acids)
Biological process (GO): regulation of DNA-templated transcription; protein import into peroxisome matrix, docking
Cellular component (GO): peroxisomal membrane; cytosol
Molecular function (GO): protein binding
Source: RefSeq, a predicted model, not a curated record